Molecule: messenger RNA, 507 nt
Organism: Pseudomassariella vexata
Lineage: Eukaryota; Fungi; Ascomycota; Sordariomycetes; Amphisphaeriales; Pseudomassariaceae
Product: marvel domain-containing protein
Exons: 2
Coding region: 1-507 (168 amino acids)
Biological process (GO): eisosome assembly; protein localization to plasma membrane
Cellular component (GO): eisosome; plasma membrane
Source: RefSeq, a predicted model, not a curated record
AUGGAAUUCGUCUACAACAUCUUGCGCAUUGUGCAAAUCCUCUGGACGCUCCUCGCCACCGCCCUCAUCGGCAACGUCAUCGCAAGCAAUGUCAACGCGCAAAGCUCGGCCGAGUCGGCCAUCAACUUCACCAUGUUCGUUCUUGUCGUAUGCUGGAUCGCGGCACUUAUUGGUCUGAUCUCGUCCUUCGUUAACGCGCUCGCGAUCCCCAUCGUUCUACUAUCGCUGGAUGCCUCAGCGGUGCUCUUCACUUUCAUCGCUGCCAUCGUUCUGUCGGCAAAGCUGACAGCUGUGAAUUGCGGGAAUCUGAGUGGCAAAGCAAGUGACUACAUUGCUUUCGGCUCUAACAGCGACACGAAACGCUGCCGCGAGAUUCAGGCCAGUGCGGCAUUCUUAUGGUUUCUCCUCGUCUGCUUCGUCGGCACGCUCUUCUUCGCCUUCAAGAGAUUCAGAGCCGCUGGUGGCUCAAUUCGCAGCGGUCCCGGUAUGUCCCAGAUCGGCGUGUAG